UCCGAAUGGUGGUUACACACCUCGAAACUAGUCCGUCAUCCAUUCAUCGUGUCCGCGAAAUCAUCCGCGGAACGUUUUCCAUCGUGGUCCUUAAUAUUGAAGAAUCUAUUUUUAAACGUGACUAGAGACUGGAGCCACGAUUCCCCCAAAUGCGGUCAACAUGGAUUCCCACGUUGGUCUCGACUACAUCGUGGACAAUCCUGAUUACUGCGUCAAACUCGCCUCGGCCCUGGACACCGCCUGUCCCUCGGUGAAGAAACAAGUGGUGGAAUUGCUCUCGGCGCUUUGCGUGUACAGCCAAGAUGGCCGACAGAGGGCUAUCGAUACUCUGCACGCGUAUCAGGAACGGAAGGGCGAGCGAUACAGAUUACGGAUCGUGGUCGACGAGCUUAGGAACGCGACCGGCGAGGAUUAUCGAACCGCUUUGCUGGCUUUCAUAAAUUGUUUGGUCAUCUCGACGCCGGUGCUGAAGGAUCGCGUGCGAAUCCGCAACGAAUUCAUCGGUCUGAAGCUGCUGCCGGUCCUGAACGAGCUCCGGAACAGCCAUGCUCCGGAUCUAAGAGUGCAGCUCGACGUGUUCGACGAUCAACGCGAGACAGACGAGGAACUGUCGAAUCAAGGACCACCGGGGAUCGAUCUUUCCUCUCACGUGGACGUGUUUUACGCGAUUCUCGGACAAAUCGCAGAUACACCGCAAGAAAUACCGUUCUUGAGCGUGCUUCAACAUCUGUUACGGCUGGACCCGAAAGACCCAGCCAGCGACUUAGCAUGGGACACAGCGGAGACGUUGGUGCAUCGAGCGACGCUUUUAGAGAACCGCGAAGACGCCACGAAAUUGCUUCGAUCGCCUAGUCUCCAGACGAAUCUUUGCUGUCAUUGCAGAGGUAACGAUCAGACGUGCGGAACGUCUCGCAAAGCAUCGUUACCGGCGAACAGUUCGGCGACAGUUCCAGCAAUCUCCUCGCCCUCGCCGCCGCAACCACCGCCGCCUCCGCCUCUCGAUCUCGCCGCACCGAACUCGUCGAGCCAAGGCCGAGUUUUCCCGCCACCGCCGCCUCCGCCGUUUUUCACCGCCGACGCGACGCAACGGGCCGAUGCAUCGAUGGAACCGCCGCCGCCCAUUCCGCCGCCGUUGCACGUGUCCCCGGUCGCACGGGCGCCCACCCCCGAACCGCCGAGCAAUCACGCGAGAUUGCUGCCGCAACAGGAAAUACCCACCCCCAAGGCAAAAAUGAAAACGAUCAAUUGGAACAAGAUACCUAAUCAUAAAGUGGUUGGCAAACGAAACAUUUGGUCCCUGGUCGCCAACGACCAUCAGAAUUCUCCCAUGGCGGACAUAGAUUGGGCGGAGAUGGAAGGUCUGUUUUGCCAGCAAGUACCGCCAAUGCUACCAGCUACGUCCUUCUGUUCGUCCUCCUACGGAGCCAGUUCCGACGCCGAGAGACGACGACGAGAACCGACCGAGAUUGCCCUUCUGGACGGCAAACGGAGCUUGAACGUGAACAUAUUUUUGAAACAAUUUCGAAGCUCGAACGAGGAUAUAAUUCAGCUGAUCAAGGAGGGUGGUCACGAUGAUAUCGGAGCGGAAAAGUUGCGAGGUCUUCUCAAGAUUCUGCCGGAAGUGGACGAGCUGGAGAUGCUCAAGGGUUUCGACGGUGACAAGUCGAAGCUCGGAAACGCGGAGAAGUUUUUCUUGCAGCUCGUACAACUGCCAAAUUACAAGCUGCGCAUCGAGUGUAUGCUACUGAAGGAAGAAUUCGCCGCCAAUAUGGGCUAUUUAGAGCCGAGCAUCAGUUCAAUGAUCGUCGCCGGUGAGGACCUGAUGACGAACAAACCGCUUCAGGAGGUGCUGUACAUGGUUCUAGUCGCUGGAAAUUUUCUGAAUUCGGGUGGUUACGCUGGAAACGCAGCCGGUGUAAAGCUGUCGUCUUUGCAAAAGUUGACCGAGAUUCGAGCCAACAAGCCUGGAAUGAAUCUCAUACACUACGUGGCUUUGCAAGCCGAACGGAAACGAAAGGACCUGUUGGACUUCGCGAAGAGCAUGAACGCGCUCGAAGCUGCCACGAAGACCACCACGGAGCAGCUGAGCAACGAAUUUAACGCUCUCGAUACGAAAAUCAAAAAGAUCAAGACGCAGAUACAAUUGCCAUCCACGGAAGCCGAUAUACAGGAACAGAUGGCUCAGUUCUUGCAGAUGGCGGAGCAGGAGAUGAGCCAGCUGAAAGGGGACAUGGAGGAGCUUGAAACAUUGAGGCGAUCGCUCGCGGAAUUCUUCUGCGAGGACGCGAACGCCUUCAAGAUCGAGGAGUGUUUCAAAGUGUUCCAUCAGUUCUGCCAGAAGUUCAAUCAGGCCGUGGCGGAGAACGAAAGACGAAGAAUCCAAGAGGAGCAAGUGUUGGCCAGGCGCAAGCAACGAGAAGAGCAGUUGUUGGCCAAAAAACGUCUCCUCACGAAUCAAGCCGAGACGUUAGCCUCUGAGUCCGAAUCCAACCUACUCGAUUACGGUCUCUUCGAUCUCCAUACCGGUUUGCCUCAGAGAAAUUACAACCGUAACGAUGCCAAGAUGAAACGAUUGCAAAACGGGGGAGUCACGUCGGACGACGACGUCUCGAUCACCGGUUCGCCGAGUAUUCGACGACGUUUGGCUUCCUGUUCCGGUGGAACGAUCGACCAGCAGUCUACCAAAGAAGAAACCUAUUCCCCUGAUGUUACGCCGAACGGUACUCUCCGUCGUCGGAGAAGUAGAAUACCUUGCGAGGACGACGACGGUAAUUUGAUGGACUUUUUGAGGACCACGGGACAGGACAAUGCUCGGGAGAGGAAGUCUUGGGGUAGUUUAGAUCGAUCAUGGGCGCGUAGGGCACGAGGUCAAUCUCGCCGAAGCGAUCUGUUAAACGCCGAUUUCUCGACCGAUCGAGAGAGACCGAGUUCCCCGUCGCCUUUGGUGGAGAACAAACCCUUUCUACAGGAGGAAGAAACGAAACCUGCAGGAAAAGCAUGGCGGCAAAAGAUCGAGGCGUGGCUGUCGGAAAACGAGAAAGAGGAUCGCGCGGGCGAAGAACUUCAACGGAAGGCGCGACAGUUGCAUCAGGCAAAUCGACGGUCCUUCGAAGACUCGGAAAGCGAAGGCAAGACGAAUAUCUCGAACGAUGGAAAUUCUACACUCGAGCCAUACUCUCCCGUUUACGAUUGGCGUCCGUCGGUCGAAAAGACGGACGUGAUGCGCACCAUGGAGGCCAUAGAAGAAGCCGAAACGCAUCCAUCGCAAAAGGACAAAUCCCCCUGGAGGAAGUCCAGCUUGAACGUACCAAACAGCAUGGAAGAGACUGACCCCCGUUACUCCCGUAGAAUAAGGUCUAGACUCGGUACGGAGAAUGUUCUCAGCUCCGGUACCUUGCAGUCGAUCAAAGAGGAGGACAGGAAGAAAAAUAAAACGAGCGACUUGACGAGCUUGGACAACCAAGACGAAUUGACGAUCUACCUCCGUCAACCUUACAGCAAUCCCCAAGCCUCCGCGCCGCGUAGGUUCACGAAAUACAAGAGAGGUACGGAGGAGGACAGGAUCAGCGACAAAAUCGAGAUCGAUUCCGACAACAUCGAAACCCCGCCGGCCACGCGGAAACUGUUCAGUCCGCCGAAAGAAGUGAAGCCGGUCGAGAAGGAGCCGUGCAAACGGGAACGUUGCAACGGUUCGUUCCAAAGCCGGUGCAACGAGCUCAGGAGCCAAACCGCUAAAACUCCGAGCAACAGCGGAGAUUUCGGUACGGGUAACUUCGAUCGGUACUCGGCGACCAGAAGAACGCGCAGAUACAAAAAGGUUCAAGAUUCGCCAGAGAAAGAAUCGAAGCAAGACGCAGUGAUGAGUACCGAACCGUUCGAGGAGAAACCGGUUCAACGACCGCAUACUCUUGCCUUGUCGGACCAUCAAGUCCCCGAAGCAGCUCCUGAAGAUCUCUCCAACCAAGGCACCGACGAGGAUUCGAUGCUGCGUGUCUGGCAGGACAAGUUGAAGCGUCGCGAGGCGUCUUCGUUCGACAUCGACACGGCUUUAGCGGAUAUCGCUCGUUCUGGCGAGGAUCUGCAGCGAUUGUCCCGACCAAUCACGUUCGCGCAUAGAAGCUCGAGGCUGCCAGUCAGCCAACCACCGCCCGUUUUAGCAGUGACUAACACCGUCUUAAGCCCCGUGAUGCAAGAGUCCCGGCCGCGGGAGCCCUCGUUGGCGGUCCUCGCGGAGAGGGCGGUGACCAGUCGGGAACGUCAGAGAAGCAUGAUAGACCCUAGUCAGGUGAAGGAGGCGAUUCGAUUGACCAGCAAUCCUCCGAGUCAGGUGAAUCAGGUACCGAGUGGUAUCGCGCAGUCGUCGCGAGAUCGUAAUCUACUCUCCGACCCGAGGCGAUCCGCUUCCCCUGGAAUAGAAGAACGCAGUCAGGAUCUUGUCGACGCGAUAAACGACCAGACGCAUCGAGAAUCGAAUAAUCAAGUGUACGAGAACUUACAAGGAGAUCAGGAAGCGAUUCGAUCGCGGUCCACGAAUCGAAACGAGAUUGGAAUCGUGUCGGGACAAUCUGUAACGCCGGACGGAUCGGUGUUCCGGGGCAGGUAUAUCCCAGAGAUCAGCAUCACGAGCUCCUCAGGGAAAGGUCGGGACCAGGAGAUGAACGACGAGGGAUUCGAAGAGUCCCAGAGUCUGGUCUCGGAGACGUUGAGCCAGGAAACGUCCUCUGGUAAUUACGAAACUGACACCCACGAUUCGACUCGAUGCUCCCCGGCUGAGUUACGGUUCUCUGGAAACGGCCCGGAACACGAACGUGUCGCUCCGACUGUAAAGAAAGCUGAUGCCAAACAGCCGAUCGACCAAACGUUUGAGUCGUCGAUCAAAGGAUUCGAGAAACGAACUGGUUCGACCAGAAGCACGGGCGAAAGGUCCAGCUUUCUACCGAAACGGACCAAUAGCUUGAAAAGGGAUAGUUCGAACUCGAAACCGGGCUUUAUGACGUCGAACGGUCAGACGAGAUACGAGGUGGAACGAUCCGGGUCCAGAAGUAGUCUUCGUAGUUCGAGAAGCUCCCUGAACAGCGCCACCUCGGUGAACACUGUACGAAAUUUGGUACCUAAUCACACCCGUCUCCGAACCUACACGUCCGCGAUUCGUGCGUUGACGAACGAUCUUCGGAAAAGUCCCUCGAGCACACCGUUGCCCCCGAAAACUGUCGAAAAACGCCGAACGAAUCCACGCUCGACUAACACCAGGAUACCAGCCAGUAGAAGCAGUAGCAGCGGAAGUAGCGUCGGUCCUGCUGCUAUGUCAACGAGACCACUUCGAAAAUCUGUUGGGGCGUCCAGUGAUAUACCGAAGGGAAGCAAAGGACGGACAAUCGGUUCACCUGGCAACAAUAAUGCCAGCAAUGGCAGCGGUAGUAACGUUGGGCAACGAUCACUGCUUCCGUUGAAUCGAUCGAACGCCGACAAAAUGCCAACCACGAGAAGCAAAUUGAUUCACCCCCGAGCCAGCACGAAGAAUCACGGUUUCAUGAGACCGACAGCCGCGAGCGCGAAUAAGGGCUCUAUUUCGAAUCUGCCCAAAAGCAUCAAAGGUUUAGUCAAGUGAUGAGGCCUUUGCAAUCGGGACCAGUGGUUCGUCUUUGAGAUCUAUCUGUAAAAUCACUCGACACGCGUUUACCUAUCGAGAAAUACAUAUACGGUUGCUCGAUCCACCAACGAAUCGACUGACCCAACACACAUUUUACGCUUCCGUUUAUUCUAUAGGUUAUCUACGAUUUAGGGAAAUUUUCCACGUGUUCACGCAGACAAUUUAUACCUACGUUGCCAACGCGGGAUUACCACUCGGCUCAAUUAUCGUUUCAGUUACCCGAACGAAAAGUCAAGCGAAGUUUCUUUGUAAGACACGGUCGACGUUAGGCUUUCCAUGACGUUGCGCGAUUAUAUUACGUUUCAAUUGGAUUUAAUUGUGUUAACACCGACGAGGUAUAAGAAUAGACUUUUCAUCUUGUGGGAAUUGGCCCACCUAAACUUUAGUACCGACACCUUAAAAAGCUUAU
Dufourea novaeangliae is the source of this 6059-nucleotide messenger RNA. RefSeq lists its product as uncharacterized. Lineage: Eukaryota; Metazoa; Arthropoda; Insecta; Hymenoptera; Halictidae. The record is from RefSeq and is a predicted model, not a curated record. Gene Ontology annotation, biological process: cellular component organization. The transcript is spliced from 26 exons. Gene Ontology annotation, molecular function: actin binding. Bases 161 to 5608 code for a protein of 1815 amino acids.